AUGGCGCCUUCUCUGGAGGAGCCCACAACGGCUGACUUUGAGGCGCCAUCAAAGAUGGCUCCCAAUCUCGUUGCUCCUGAACCAGAGCACUGUCCCGGUCCUGAAUCCGAACAAGCAGGCAAAGGCGAUGCCUGCGCAGGAUGUCCCAACCAAGCGAUUUGCGCCUCUGCCCCCAAAGGCCCCGAUCCCGAUAUCCCGAUCAUCACCGAGCGACUGGCACAAAUCCGGCAUAAGAUCCUAGUACUGUCUGGAAAAGGAGGAGUGGGCAAAUCAACCUUCUCCUCCCUCCUUGCGCACGGGUUUGCGUCGAACCCGGCCUCGACUGUUGGCAUUAUGGACACGGAUAUCUGUGGACCUAGUAUUCCGAAGAUGAUGGGCGUGGAGUCGGAGACCAUCCACAUUAGCAAUGCCGGGUGGAGUCCGGUUUGGGUGUCGGAUAACUUGGGUGUGAUGAGCGUGCAGUUCAUGCUCCCCAAUCGAGACGAUGCCGUGAUCUGGAGAGGCCCCAAAAAGAAUGGGCUUAUCAAGCAAUUUUUGAAGGAUGUCGACUGGGGCGAGAUGGACUACUUGAUCGUCGACACGCCGCCGGGCACCUCGGAUGAGCACUUGUCGGUGAAUUCGCUGCUGAAGGAGUCUGGGGUCGAUGGAGCAGUAGUGGUCACGACGCCUCAGGAGGUGUCGCUGCUUGAUGUGCGGAAGGAGAUUGACUUUUGUCGCAAGGCGGGUAUUCGAAUCCUCGGAUUGGUCGAGAACAUGUCUGGUUUCGUCUGUCCCAGCUGUACCCAUGAAUCGAAGAUCUUCCGGGCCACCACGGGUGGUGGUAAGCGGCUGGCGAAAAAGAUGGGCAUCCGUUUCCUCGGAUCCGUUCCUCUUGACCCGCGCGUUGGGAUGGCGUGCGACUACGGGGAGAGUUUCGUGGACAAUUUCCCCGACAGCCCAGCGUCGCUGGCAAUCAAGCAGGUGGUGCGAGCUGUUGGUGAGAUGGUCGGGGAGGCUCCAGACGAGGUGUUACCCGACGAUGCAGAAUGA
Molecule: messenger RNA, 1029 nt
Organism: Aspergillus ochraceoroseus IBT 24754
Lineage: Eukaryota; Fungi; Ascomycota; Eurotiomycetes; Eurotiales; Aspergillaceae
Gene: nbp35
Product: Fe-S cluster-binding ATPase
Exons: 2
Coding region: 1-1029 (342 amino acids)
Biological process (GO): iron-sulfur cluster assembly
Cellular component (GO): cytosol
Molecular function (GO): 4 iron, 4 sulfur cluster binding; ATP-dependent FeS chaperone activity; ATP binding
Source: RefSeq, a predicted model, not a curated record